AUGUCUACUCAUGUUUUAAACACGUCAAAAAGCAUCCAAAAGUGUCACACAAGUGUUUCUAAAGAUUUAAAGCGUGAUGCCAAAAAACAUAAAAAAAAAUCUUUAUUUGCUACCAUUGAUGAACAACAAGUUUGUCGUAUUUUGACCUCGUUAGUUCAAUGUUAUAGGACGAUCGUUCCUGAGAUUCUUGAACUUUUUCAAAAUUUAGAUCAUGGAGCUCAUGUUGCGUUAACCGGUAUACCGGACGCUCAGAUACGAAAAAAAUUGCGUCAUUUAUUUUAUGCUCUUCAUUUAACCGUUGACUCAACUCCCAAGUGUCAAGACGCGGCACGACAUCAAUCUUUUAAAGCUCCUCGGGAUUACCGUCAUCACUUAAGAUCUUUUAUUAAGGCGUUAUUAAAACAAGUGGCUGAAAAGCUUGAGAUUUCUUGGUCUUCAUUAAAAAAACCAGUCAUGGCGACAAAUGUCAAUACACCGUCAUCUUUCCCUUUGGAGAAUGACAAAAUUCUCUCGUUAAUGGAACUUCAUCAAAAAGGUGUGUAUAAAUCCUCAACCCUACCAAAUCUGAACCAACCCAUGGAUUUGUGGGGAAAACCUCAAGCGGAGCAAAAAAUAAUGACAAAUGCUCAGGUAACUGAAGGCCAGCCUUGGCGACGGUUUGAUAGGGAUUAUUGUUUUUCCAAUUCCGCGAAGAUAUCCAAGGAAGAAUUCCAUCGUUGUUUUAAACAACCACAAAAUUCCUUGUCAUCACGGUUUCGAUCCUAAUUCAACUUUCAAUGUAGUGUUUUGUUGUACAUGGGUAAAUCGUCCAUAUAUUUUUUAAAACAAAUAUGAAAAAUUUGAAACAAGUUUUUGUUUUUUCUAU
This is a messenger RNA of Hylaeus volcanicus, 865 nucleotides long. RefSeq lists its product as uncharacterized. The transcript is spliced from 5 exons. The record is from RefSeq and is a predicted model, not a curated record. The coding region runs from base 1 to 765 and encodes 254 amino acids. Lineage: Eukaryota; Metazoa; Arthropoda; Insecta; Hymenoptera; Colletidae.